CGUCACCAUGACUACUUCACCGUGGAUUUCGCGUCUGCUGUUACACAGAAAUGAGUACUUGGCAUCAUUUUCUGCUACUCUCUGCAUCUUUAUGGUUCUAUGCACCAACGCAUGGUCUUCGCCGGCCCUUCCGAAGCUCCUCAACGUACCGAACCCCCCGCUAUCGAUUACGUCCGGUGAGGGUUCCUGGAUCGUAUCAAUUCAAGCCAUCGGUGGUAUCUUUGGUAUGAUACUUGCCGGACUCACUGUGGACCGAUUUGGACGCAAGUGGCCAUUUAUUGCCAGUGCUCUACCCGUGAUUGCCGGAUGGAUUAUGAUCGCAUUAGCUCGGACGGCGCUGUUAUUGUACAUCGCUCGCUUUCUCUUCGGUAUUUCGUACGGCGUAGCGUACGGCAUUGUUCCCAUCUACAUCGGGGAGAUCACCUCGGACGGGGUUCGGGGUGCAGCCGCUUCACUCAUCACAGUACUGGCUAAGGUAGGAAUACUGUUCGAAUACUCCGUCGGACCUUACGUUAGCUUUGAGACACUGGCAUGGCUUUCGAUGGUUGGCCCGGUUCUAUUUCUGCUCACCUUCGUGUGGAUGCCCGAGUCCCCGCACUAUCUGCUCGGAAGGGGACGCAUUGCUGAAGCCCGACGCAGUCUACAAUGGCUGAGGCGAACGUCGGCCGUAGAGGAAGAGCUCAACUGUACCCGGAAAUCCAUCGAACGUACAGCCAGCGAACGAGGCUCGAUGAGAGAACUGUUUCUGCCGGCUUAUCGUAACAAUAUCAUCAUAGUGUUGAUUCUUGCUUUGGGUAUGCAGAUGUCAGGCAUUCAAGCAGUCCUGAGCUACGCACAGACCAUCUUUUCCCAGAUUUCCAGCGAUCUAACCGACGCGCAAAUGUCCAUCGUGCUUGGUGUUGUGCAAAUGGUGACCGUGUCCUUUCCAGUGUUUCUAGUCGAUCGUGUCGGCCGGCGUCCGCUGCUAUUGUGGUCUGGUGUCGGAAGCUGCAUAGGGCUGCUGCUCGUUUCCAUCUACUUUACGCUCGAGGCGGCCGGCGUGAACGUUGAAAGCUUCGGCUGGAUCUCGUUCGUUGGGCUGCUGUUCUUCGUCAUUUCGUACGCCUUCGGGAUGGCCACUGUACCGUUUGCAAUUAUGAGUGAAAUUUUCCCCAAAAACAUUCGAGCCCACGCGAACGCCCUGUUUGGAAUUCUGAGCGGUGUCGCCAUCUUUGCCGUGUUGAAAUUGUUCCAGAUAGCGCUUGACAAUGUCGGUGCAUACCUUCCGUUCUGGGUGUUCACCGUUAGCAUUGGGUUGACGUUUGGGUUCGUGUUUCUUUACAUUCCCGAAACCAAGGGCAAGAGCUUGGACGAGGUGCAGGAGAUUAUUGCCGGAUGGCGUAGGAAGAGGGAUUCUUCUAAGGCUGUCUACGUAGAUUAAGGUUAGUCCAUUUCGAUGCAAGUGAUCUGUAUGUGCAACAUGGUCUGUGCAUCAUAAUUUUAAUCAAUUUCGUGUCAGUUUGAGUUUAUAUUCUUCAGCUCAAAUUAAAUACAGUUCUUUGAAAUACAAAGCUGACCAUUUUCAUCAGAAAGAAAUGCAUCUUUCAUGCGCUGGCUCAAAGUAUAUAAUGUACGAUUGCUUUACAAAUGCACUACUUUGCUCCCUGCCGUUGUCAGCAUGCUAAAAGAAUAGAAAUCGAUACUUUUCAAACGAUCAUACCUUCAAGCGUUUGUCUAUCACACAAAAGGGUAUGUAACCCGACACUUAUCUCCUUUACAAUAGCUUUUGCUUUAGUCCGUCACACAUUUCAACCAGCGCUAAAAUUCUUUCAAGAGUGCAAAAGAUCUCCCUUAACGGACAAAAGAUGGCAAACGCAUUCCAGCACGUUUUCUGGAUUUAUUUUACUCGUCACAGGGAAAACCUGCCUACAAGAUGCCACUUCCGGUCCUCCGUCCCAGUAAUGGAUCAUUGCCCCUUUGUCGUCGUGCUUUGAACGUGACUUUCAGCGAAAGAACUUCAGCAGCAUUACCCCGUUUGCCGGCAGUCGUUUUCUCUGUUUCUGUCACUCGUCGCCUUUCAACGUAUCAUUACACCAAAAGGAAGGCAACCAUUUCGGGCAAUUAUUUGUGCCUCACAGCUAGAUUCGUUCAUUUCCGUUGGCAGAACCCUACAUUUAUUUAAAGGGAAGGUUAAGGCACAAACAACCGAUUGAAAUCGUGCCGGCGAAGGCUUUGCAAAUUGCAAACUACUUCCUUAGGGAGGUUCUGUGUUGCGAGGGGAAGAACGGGU
Messenger RNA from Anopheles arabiensis, 2269 nucleotides. RefSeq names its product facilitated trehalose transporter Tret1-like. The record is from RefSeq and is a predicted model, not a curated record. NCBI's taxonomy places the organism in Eukaryota, Metazoa, Arthropoda, Insecta, Diptera, Culicidae. Gene Ontology annotation, biological process: transmembrane transport. The coding region runs from base 8 to 1420 and encodes 470 amino acids. Gene Ontology annotation, cellular component: membrane. Gene Ontology annotation, molecular function: transmembrane transporter activity. The transcript is spliced from 2 exons.